GUGUCAUCAUUUUAACAGUUUCACUCGACGUCAACGGUUUGGCUAACUGUGUGAUCGGCUUUUUUUUGGUUUUGUUUUUGCUAUAGGAAUUUCUCCUUACACUUUUUUCAUAUUAUAAGUGAGAACGGGAAAAACAUUGAAUUAAAUAUGAAAAAUUUAAUGUUUCUGAUGCUAAUGGUGCUGCCCAUAGUGCUAACAACAUUCAUUGCACCCAACAAAUAUGGAGCUUUCGCCGCUGAAGCCGUCGAAGAUGACCUCGUCGAUGUGGACAGUGAAGAGGGAGCUGUGACUGGCGAAGAUGCUGAUACCGAUGAUGAUGCCGACACGGGCAAUUCGAAUAGCUCACCCAAUGCCGAUACAUAUUUACUCUUCACGAAACCCCUCUAUACGGCCGGACAGCAAUUCGAUUUGCCUGGUGGCAAACCAGUUGAAUUCCUCAUCGGUUUCACCAACAAGGGCGCCGAGGAGUUUGUGAUCGAGACUGUUGAGGCCUCGUUCCGUUAUCCCAUGGACUUUAACUACUUCAUUCAGAAUUUCUCCGCUGUAGCGUACAAUCGUGAGGUGAAGCCUGGUUUUGAGUCAACUGUAUCGUAUACAUUUGUGCCAUCGGAUCAGUUUGCUGGACGUCCAUUUGGCUUGAAUAUCGCUUUGGCCUAUCGUGAUGCCAAUGGCAUUCAAUACAAUGAGGCUGUAUUCAAUGAGACUGUCUUGAUCUCUGAGGUCGAUGAGGGUCUCGAUGGUGAGACAUUCUUCCUGUAUGUCCUGCUGACUGGUAUUGUGGUCCUGCUAUUGGUCAUCGGUCAGCAAUAUCUCUUGGGUAGCUCUGGCAAGCGUAAGCGUGCUGCUGCCAAGAAGGUCAUCGAAACUGGCACAGCCAAUGACUCGACCAUCGAUUACGAUUGGGUGCCACAGGAGACGCUGCGAGCACUGCAGAAAUCGCCACCAAAAUCCAAGACGCCAAAGACUUCUCCCAAGCCCAAGACUAGCCCCAAAGCCGCUAGCCAACAAAGUCCCAGACAGCGCAAGGUGAAACGAUCAGCUGGUGAUGAUUAAACUAGCCAAGAGACUGCUGUUACCCUACCACAAACUCACACACACACACACACACAAACACCACCACCCACAACAACAAACAAAAAAAAAAAACACUAUUCCAUGCAACAUUAUGAAGAAUCAUCCCCUCCACCACCACCACUUCUCCCAUGAUGCUGCAGAGAAA
Molecule: messenger RNA, 1219 nt
Organism: Drosophila willistoni
Lineage: Eukaryota; Metazoa; Arthropoda; Insecta; Diptera; Drosophilidae
Product: translocon-associated protein subunit alpha
Exons: 3
Coding region: 148-1053 (301 amino acids)
Cellular component (GO): endoplasmic reticulum; endoplasmic reticulum membrane
Source: RefSeq, a predicted model, not a curated record